CGUGCAUAUAUAAAUAUGAGAACAUAUAUCAUUCUAUAUCUCCACCUUCACUUUUAUUUUGUAGGCUUUGCUAAUUCCUAGUAUGGAGUAUCCUCUUCUAUCCGUUUGUGCUUUACUCAGUGUUUUGUUGGUGGCUACCAGUCAUGCUGCCUUACCUCCUGAACUAUACUGGAAGUCUGUCCUUCCUACUACACCAAUGCCAAAAGCUAUCACUGAUAUCCUUUACCCAGAUUGGGUGGAAGAGAAAAGCACCAACGUGGGUGUAGGAAAGGGUGGUGUAAAUGUUGAUGCAGGGAAAGGAAAGCCCGGACACACCAAAGUGGAUGUUGGAAAAGGAGGUGUAAAUGUUAAUGCAGGAAAAGGAAGUGGCGGUGGCCACGGCGGUACCAAUGUCAACGUUGGCGGUGGAAAAGGUGGAGGAGUUUCAGUCCACACAGGCCACAAGGGAAAGCCUGUGUUUGUUAACGUUGGCUCAAAAUCCCCAUUUGAUUACGUUUAUGCUGCAACUGAGACCCAAUUACACAGUGAUCCCAAUGUAGCACUCUUCUUCUUGGAGAAAAACUUGCACCCUGGAACAAAAAUGAACUUGCACUUCACCAAAACCUCAAACAAAGCCACUUUCUUGCCUCGUAUAGUUGCAGAUUCAAUACCCUUUUCAUCUGAAAAGGUGGAACUUGCAUUGAACAAAUACUCAGUGAAAGCCGGGUCAGAGGAGGCUCAAGUCAUGAAGAACACAAUUGAUGAGUGUGAACAAAAGGGGAUUCAAGGUGAGGAAAAGUACUGUGCAACUUCACUUGAAUCCAUGGUUGAUUUCACCACUUCCAAGCUUGGGGAAAAUGUUAAUGCUGUGUCCACUGUGGUGGACAAAGAAACAGAAAAACAAAGAUACACGAUUGCAACAGGGGUGAAGAAAUUAGAAGCAGGGGACAAAGCUGUUGUGUGCCACAAGCAGAAUUAUCCAUAUGCUGUGUUUUACUGUCAUAAGAGUGAUAGUACAAGGGCUUACUCUGUGCCUUUGGAGGGUGAUAAUGGGGUUAGAGUUAAAGCUGUUGCUGUGUGCCACACAGACACAUCACAAUGGAACCCAAAGCACUUGGCUUUUCAAGUGCUCAAGGUUAAGCCAGGGACCGUUCCAGUUUGCCAUUUUCUUCCUGAGGAUCAUGUUGUUUGGGUUUCCAAGUAGAUUUUUCUUUGGAAUCCUUUUGUGGUGUGCUUGAAUAAUUAACCAGCUUCAGUGGCAUCAUCACUCAGCUACUGAAUAAGUUGCACUGUUUAGUUCUAGGUACUAUUCUAGCACUUGUUGUUUAGAUGCUCAUGUACCUGGCUUCAUAUAUGUAUUUUCCUCUAAUGCAUCAUAUAUAUGUAUGUUCUGAAUACAUUACACUAUGGAUAUAUACAUGUGAUAUUAGUGUGA
Messenger RNA from Lotus japonicus, 1414 nucleotides. RefSeq names its product BURP domain protein RD22-like. The transcript is spliced from 3 exons. The record is from RefSeq and is a predicted model, not a curated record. Bases 83 to 1183 code for a protein of 366 amino acids. NCBI's taxonomy places the organism in Eukaryota, Viridiplantae, Streptophyta, Magnoliopsida, Fabales, Fabaceae.